Messenger RNA from Colletotrichum lupini, 372 nucleotides. RefSeq lists its product as uncharacterized. The coding region runs from base 1 to 372 and encodes 123 amino acids. Lineage: Eukaryota; Fungi; Ascomycota; Sordariomycetes; Glomerellales; Glomerellaceae. The transcript is spliced from 2 exons. The record is from RefSeq and is a predicted model, not a curated record.
AUGCCCGUCUGUGGCGUCAACCUCGUCACCACCCAUCUGUACACGCUCUUCUCCGUUCCAGCCGCCUCUCCUCCAUCCAACCAGCUGCCUCUCGGUCUCCGACAACCCUCUGCUGCUAUCUGUGAGUUUCCCUCCUCCUCCUCUCACACUCACUUCCCCUUCUGCCCUCCUCCUUCUACGCUUCUCUCAUGUGCCCUUUCCAUCUUCCUACACUCCCAAUUCUACCGCCCAACACAUAUCCCGACUCGCUUCACUCUCCUGGCCUUUUUCGCCCUGCUCUGGACUUGUUCAGUUCUGAUAUCGAAUCGCCUAGCAACCCCCCCCUAUCUACUACGAGACCCUAUCCCGGAGCCUCAACCGCAGCUUUCCUAA